ACAUUUUUGCGUUGUUAAUAUCAAAGUGCGAAAAAAUGUAGUUUUUACGCGGUUGUUUGCUCAAAAAAUGGGCUUAGAGGAUUCCCUGUUGGGUGAUUUAUCAGUUACAUCGAGUUUAAUGGGCUGGAAUCGAAUAGUGAUGACUUUCUCUCUAGUUUGCGCUCAGGCUGUUGCAGUAGGAAAAAGGAGCGCCACGGUCGACGAUUGGACAGCGAAAAAAAAGAUGACCGAGAAGAUUUCCGCCACCACAGCAGCAGCAGCAAACGGAUAGGCGAUAAUUGGAAUCGUGUUUCACCAAUGAGGAAAAUCAAUAACGUGGGAAUCGCUGCAACGUUCCUCCGUAAAUUCAUAGCAUCGGCGCGAUAAUCGGACACAUUCUCACGCACACUCCUAGCUGCAUCAGUUUUACGAAAGUGAACAAGAACAUCGGCAGUAGUUAGACGGAGGCUACAUUUUUUGUGUGUCUAAAAGCCUAAUUCAUACCGUAUAAUCAUUGCCGGUCUAGGAAGUUGGAUAAUGGACCUCAACGCACCGUGAGAAUGUUUUCGAUGACCUGCUCUGAGUCGACACCGUGCAAAGUACUGUUUUGGUUCACUUCAAUAAACCAACGGUGCAGAUGAAAAUCAAUUGCCCUCUAAAAAGCAGUGCUAAGUCUUAUCAAAACAGCCGGGGGCUUACAACGCAAAAUUAACCGAAGAUUCCAUACUUUCUCGCUGAAAGUAUGUACACGGUGCAGUCCAAGCAAAAAGCGCAAAAUCAGCAGUACUAUGUAGCGUCUAGUGGGAGCAGAGUUAGGAUAACUAAUAUGGAAACAAACAACAAAAAGACUGGCGAUUCAUAUGGACUGAGCGGCGUCGGCGGCGGCAGCAGUAGCAGCAGCACUAGCAGCGGCGGAAGCGGAAGUACAAAUAGAUCGAUGGCUUAUGGCAGCAGCGUUGCUGGUAGCAGGAAAGCUUCGAUUGGUAGUGGUAGUGACCAAUCUAGCGAAGAUUAUGAAGAGGUGAAGCCGGAUAUCAAAGUCAGCUCGCACCUCCUGGACCAUGGGUAUGGAUAUGGCGUAACGCCGCAAUAUCACCCACAACCACAACAGCAGCAACAGAGCCAUCAUCACCUUCAUAGCAGUAGCAGUAGUACUAGUAGCAAUAAUCAUAAUAGUAGUCAACAUCAUAGUGGUUAUCACUAUCAUCACAGUCCUACAGCGUCUACCUCUGGGUCAUCGGCAUCUAGCACUGUGCAUUAUCAACAUGCCAAGCCAACGACACCCAGCCGGACGGGACUUCAGCAGUCGCACAAAAGUGCGAGCGGUGAUCCGCAAAUUACCAACUACUUCAAGGCGGUAAAACGUCGGCCGCAAGGCAGCCUGUCGCCACCCCCGAGCAAAAUUGCCAAGCAGUCCAGCAGUAAAACACCGAGUUCUACAUGCUCAACGCCAACGUCAUCCGUGUCGUCUUCGUCGUCGAAAAAACGGUACUCGGAAGGAACCAGGUACGACACCUCUCUUGGCUUGCUGACGAAAAAGUUUAUCGAUCUGUUGAAGGAUUCUCGCGACGGUGUGGUCGACUUGAACAUUGCCUCCACGAAGCUAAACGUGCAAAAGCGGCGAAUCUACGACAUCACCAACGUGCUGGAGGGAAUCGGUAUUCUCGAGAAAAAGUCGAAAAACAACAUCCAGUGGAAGUGUGGCAACUCGCUGUGCAAUAUCGAGAAAAACAAUCGGAUACAGCGCGAACGGUAUCUGCUGGAGCAGAAGGAAAACAUGCUGGACCGGAUGAUCGUUGAAAUGCGCCAAACUACGGCGGAUAACAUGCAAACGCCUAGAUAUGCGUACGUUACCUGUCAAGAUCUGAAGUCAAUCGACACACUCAAAGAGCAAACGCUGCUGGUGAUGAAGACACCGCCGGAGGCGAAGAUUGUGCUACCCGACGUGCAACAGCCGUGGGAAAUCUUUAUCAAAUCCGAAAAGGGCGAAAUCGAUGUCUUUGUAUGCCCCGGCUCACCAAACGGAGGAUUCGGUGGGGCUGGCAGCAGUAGUGAAAGCUUCAAUGGGGGAAGCAGUACAACUGGGGGAGGCUACGGCAGCAGCAGGUCUGGGCCUGAUCCUUUACUUGAAGACAUCGACCCGCUGAUAUCGCCAUACAGUGAAAAGUUGUUCAGCCCCAAAAAUAAACUGAGAUGUUUCACGAAACCUUUUGGUUCAGCGCAACGGAACCUCAACAGGGCGUUUUUCAGCAAUCUCCCUGUGGAAGUUAAAGUGGAGCCUGGAUCAGCCGUACUAAAUUCAAUGUCGACAGGACAGACAACUAGCAGCGAACCCAUUCCUAUUUCCAGGCAACCGAUUCUCGUGCAAAAAGAUUUGAAUUUGCUGAGUGGAAGUGAUGCCAGCCUAAGAACUCCAGCAACAACAACUGACAACCUGUGCUUUAGUACUAGUGUAGUUAAAAAGGAACGUUUAGAUUCUGAUUAUAUAGAUUAUAACAGUGAUAGCCUGCUACUGGACCCAAAAGAACUUCCGGCGGAAAUUACGAAUAGGAAUGCUUCUUUAAAUGACAGUAAACUGAGUCCAGAGACGCUACUUCCUCAGCCGCCGUCAGACUCAAGCGAUACGAAAGAGGGUCUCAGUGCCAAAUCUACUCCAAGUAAUACGCGCGAGAAAAAUGUCAUGAUCGAUGGAUUUGGCAACUACAGUCCGUUUGAUCUACCUGAAGUACUGGACGUGUUUCAACAGCUGGAGCCACUCGAAAAUGAUUAUAACUUCUGCCUGGAACAUACGGAAGGUGUGUUUGAUUUGUUCGAUUUUAAUUUUUAGUUCAAAUUAAUGUGGGUAUGUACACGUAAUGCCGUAUAUAUACGCUUUUAUUUUCUAUUAAUAUUGCUACUAGUACUAGCGAAAACUUCGGCUAUCCCACCAAGCUGUCGACAGCGACAGGGUGGGGCCAGGAAACCAGCCUAGUGUACAUUGUUUUCCGUCUAUUUAGAACAGUUUUUCAGCAAUCUAAGACAUUAACAAAUCGUCGAUUAGUUUAGGGAGGCACCAGCAAUUGAAAGUUUUGUGUAACUACCCUUUUUGAGUUACAGUCUUUUGCUAUUUUGAAAGCUUCUUCCCCCUUCGCAGAGGUAAUAUUAUUUUUGUGUAGCGAGGUUCGACAGGGAACAACCGAACGGAAGGUAAAAUGCCCAUGGAAAGCAUCUCAAUGUUUAGUAGAAUAUUCUUUUAGAGGGAAAAGUCAAGAAAAAUGCUAAUUUAGGAUUGUUUUAAUAUUUCUAUCUAUUGAUAUUUAGUGGUAUUUUUUUGUACAUAAUAAUAUGUAAAUUAUUAAACAAAGGAACGGAAAAUAGAAAACAGAAAGCAAAAAUUUGAGAAUGCCGCCGAAUUCAUUUUGAGAGAAGAUUCUAAAGCGACCUGACAACUGCUUCUCAGAAAUCAGCAACUGAUCCUUCAUGUGGAACAAAACCUAAAGCGCUUAUGAUGAAAGAGAAAAAAAAAGAUAAUUUCCAAUCAUACUAGAAAUAAUCUUGAUUGCAAAAGAGGUCUACUUACUAUGCGUCAUUUUAUUCCUCACUUUUUGUAUGCCAUCAACGUACGCGUGAAGUAAUUUGGAGUUGCUAGAGCGUAUCAGAACCCUCCAAUUUGCACCGUGGAACAAAAAAAAAAACACUAAAAAACGAUGUAAUAUAUUUAGCAAAACAAAACAAACAAAACAAAAAACGAAAUCCAAUAAACAACAGUAAAACAAUCUUACAACACAAGUACUGUCGUACUAACUGCACACAAUAUGAAGAAAUGUUACGUCAGAGAAAUGCAAACAAUUCUCUAGAUUUUAAGCAGAAAUUCCUAAUUUAUACUUAUAUUUUUAAUAGGGUACAUUAAACAAUAAAUACACUGACACAAGGCGAGUGUAAAGAUUGAAAGCAAACGGGGAUCCCCGAGCGAAAUUAGCCUUUUGUAGUGGAAGGAAAAGGUGUGCAAAAGAAAGAAGCCAAUUCGAUGAUUCAGUUUUGAUUUAUUUAUUACUUUUUUAUGCGAUGAUCGUUUCACAUAUUCUAAGAGAACUGUAAUACGCUUGUUAGUUUCCCCCCCGUUGCCAAUUGAUUAUUUACUGUGGAGUGGAAAGGUACAGAGAGAGAUAGAGACCAUACACAAAUCUAAUAUAUCAAACGUAUUGCAACGAAACAAAAAAGGGUAUUUCUGUAUAUAUUCUACAAGAAUAUUGAUUCAGAAAUUGUUCAAAAAAAAAAAACGUUGUUUACGUCUCUAUUUGGUAAUCUAAAGAAUAUGCCAUCUGGAAUUAGAGCGCAUUCGUUUUCUGUUAAAACUAGUUUUAAUCAAUACCAAGUAAGAAGUGAACAGAAAUAUUUCGUGCUAUUAUUUUUAUUCGUCUUUGCUUGCAGCCAAGCAAUUUAUGUACGAACAGUGCAAAAGAUUUCUCUUGUUUAAAUUUACGCAAGUGUCGUUCAAAUUUUUGUUACUCUGUUCGUAUAUCAUGCCGCAACACUGGUGGGGUUUGUAAAUAUCAGUGGGUGUGCGAUAAUAAAGUACUAAAGUGUGAAAAUACUAUGUUGUGAGGAAGGAAAAGAAAAAAAAUACUGAAAAUAAUUACCACAAUUACCACAUACUUUCUUUCCACACAUAGAACACGAACAAACAACACCAAUGGGCCGACUAAAAGUAGAAUUUCUGUUAAGUGUAUUUCCACUUAUAACAAUAUAACAAACGAAAUAUGAAUGAAAUGCAAAUAGAGAUCAACGGAAACAUA
Molecule: messenger RNA, 4754 nt
Organism: Wyeomyia smithii (pitcher-plant mosquito)
Lineage: Eukaryota; Metazoa; Arthropoda; Insecta; Diptera; Culicidae
Gene: E2f1
Product: transcription factor E2f1
Exons: 8
Coding region: 722-2806 (694 amino acids)
Biological process (GO): regulation of transcription by RNA polymerase II
Cellular component (GO): RNA polymerase II transcription regulator complex
Molecular function (GO): RNA polymerase II cis-regulatory region sequence-specific DNA binding; DNA-binding transcription factor activity, RNA polymerase II-specific; protein dimerization activity
Source: RefSeq, a predicted model, not a curated record